AUGUUGAGAAGUAAAACAUUCGGAUCCGAUAUUAUUCAACAUCAAAUCCCUAAAACAAUUUCUAAACAAUUUACAAUGGAAAAGGUCAUGCAAUUAAAACGACAAUUGACAACCCUUGGUGCCGAACAUCAUCACCAUCCAAGUGACAGUUCCUUACUAUGCAAAAGACAUUAUGAUCUUGCGUUUAGCACUUCAUCUUUUGUUGGAACUGUCAAAAGUAAUCGAUGGAUGCAAGAUUUACUUUCCAAAAUUGGAAAUACUCAAAUUACCAAGCUUAAAAUUCCAGCAACUCACGACUCUGCCACCUAUAAUGUUUCGUCCUCUCAGGAAUACAGUUCUGACUUACAAUCUGAUCCAUCCAUGACUCUCAUUCCUCAAAUGAUCCAAAUUUUCACAUCGUACGGAUUGAACACGCAGAGAAUUAAGCAAUUUGUUGCUCCUUGGUUUAAGAAUCAAGAAUGCACAAUUUAUCAACAGUUAAAUCAAGGAAUUAGACAUUUGGAUUUGAGAGUUUGUAAGAUGAGUGGAGUUUCUAGCAGUGAGUUGAAAUUUGUUGCUUGUCAUGGAUUGGCAAGUGUCACCAUUGCUAAUGUGUUGAGACAAGUUAAGCAAUUUUUGAAUGAUAAUAAGAAGGAAGUUGUUACUUUGGAUUUUAAUCAUUUGUAUGGAUUUUCAACUCAGAAUGAUCAUUUGGAAUUUUUGAAUAUGAGUCGUUCCAUUUUAGGAAGUGAAUUGAUGAUUAAUCCUGCUCACUUUAGUACCAAUUCUACUCUUAAUCAAAUCUUGAGUAGUCCACAAAGAGUUUUCUUCUAUUAUUCCCAUUCCACAACAGUAAUCAAUUAUGCAAAUGCAUAUAAUCUCUUUCCAAGUUGGAGAAUUGACACCAGAUGGGCCAAUAAGCAAAAUAUGAAUUUAUUGAAGAGUGAAAUUAUUGCUGAAUUGAAUUCGAGAACGAAUUUCCAAUACAAAUUUGUUUCUCAAAUUCUAAUGACUCCAGAUUUGAAUAUGAUGGUAAAUGGCCUUUUUGAAUCUCCAAAAUCAGUGAAAGAGUUAGCUCUCAUGAAUUAUCAAGCAAUUCCAAGUUGGAUUGCAAGCAUCUUGCCAUCAAGUCAGUUAAAUAUUGUAAAUACUGAUUAUUAUCACUUAUUUGGUGAGCAUUUCAUCUCCUCAAUCAUUAGAAAGAAUUUGUAA
Naegleria gruberi is the source of this 1191-nucleotide messenger RNA. RefSeq lists its product as uncharacterized. Lineage: Eukaryota; Heterolobosea; Eutetramitea; Acrasida; Naegleriidae. The coding region runs from base 1 to 1191 and encodes 396 amino acids. Gene Ontology annotation, biological process: lipid metabolic process. The transcript has a single exon. Gene Ontology annotation, molecular function: phosphoric diester hydrolase activity. The record is from RefSeq and is a predicted model, not a curated record.